Hordeum vulgare subsp. vulgare (domesticated barley) is the source of this 1921-nucleotide messenger RNA. RefSeq names its product E3 ubiquitin-protein ligase At1g12760-like. The transcript has 7 exons. Gene Ontology annotation, molecular function: zinc ion binding. The record is from RefSeq and is a predicted model, not a curated record. The coding region runs from base 468 to 1730 and encodes 420 amino acids. Lineage: Eukaryota; Viridiplantae; Streptophyta; Magnoliopsida; Poales; Poaceae.
AUAUAAUUGUUUUUCCCUUGGAAACAUACGUCGUCACUCAACUUGGAGAACGGGGAAAGAGAGGAGAGGAGGAGGAGUAGACUGAGGAGGACGAAUUCGACUCGGAGUUUUGGACUCGGCCAUUUGGGUUUGGCACCUGUUCCUUCCCCUAAGGCCCAAUCUUGCCGUCCGGCGGUUUUUCUUGGGAUUUCUUUGGUGGAAGUGGAACCCUCGGUGGAUGGUCGCUUGGGAGCCAGGCAUUUGAUUCGAUUUUAAGUGGUCCAGUUUCAGGCGAUUGGAGGAGCUGCUGGCUGCUGCUGCUGUUCCUCGGGCGUGGAUUUUCUCGAGGUGUAGUGAAGCUGUCCUGCUGUCAUAGGUUUAAAAACAAUUCAAAUUGCCUGGCCUUGGAGAUCGUCAUCUGUCUCAAGUCAAAGCAGCUGUAUUUCUGGCAAACACAACGAGCUAGUUUCAUAUGCAGCGUUCAGUUGAUGGCUGCUCAUCCUGUUGAAUCAGAAGCAGACAGUGAAACAGACAAUCACCCUUUACUGAUAGACCACAUGGAAAAUACUGCUCAUCGUGAGAUUGCAAUUGACAGCCCAAGGGAUGAUGUUGCUUCUUCGUCAACCGCUCGUCGGGAGGAUAAUGAUGGCUUGGAUCGAUUGCCUCGUAUAUCAGAAAGUUUUUCGGAGACAACUACUGCAUCUAACUCUCAAAGUGCUCCUCUAGCAAGAAGAGAUGCUAAUCGUGCUCGUCGACAGCAAAGUCCGUUGAAUUCUAGUUGCUGGAUCUCCAUUGAGCUUGUUGUAACAGUUAGCCAGAUUAUAGCGGCCAUUUGUGUUCUGUCAUUGUCAAGGAAGGAACAUCCACAUUCUCCAUUGUUUGAGUGGGUCAUUGGUUAUACCGUAGGUUGUGUUGCUACUCUUCCUCUUCUCUACUGGCGCUAUCUCCAUCGCAACCGCCCAACAACUGGACAGGAACCAGCAAGUCAGAACUUCCCUCCGAACAGCAUACCUGAGUCCAAUUCUCACACAACAAGUUCGGCCCCUGGCAUGUCUGAAGCUGGUUUUGUAACUGAAACAAAUGGAGUCUCGCAAAAUAACAUGCUUACCCGAAAUCCCAGGGCCCAAGUUUAUGCCGAUCACUUCAGGAUGGCCCUUGACUGUUUCUUCGCCGUGUGGUUUGUUGUGGGGAAUGUGUGGGUAUUUGGUGGACAUUCCUCUGCCCAUGACGCUCCCAACUUAUAUAGGUUGUGCAUAGCCUUCCUCACAUUUAGCUGCAUCGGCUAUGCUAUGCCUUUCAUUCUGUGCGCAUUGAUAUGUUGCUGCCUGCCCUGCAUAAUCUCCCUAAUGAGCUUUCGUGAAGAUCUAAACCAAAACAAAGGUGCUAGUGCAGAAGCAAUCAAUGCCUUGAGAACAUACAAGUUCAAAACGAAGAAGUCCCGUAACGGCGAGGGGAUUGAAGUCGGCGGCGGAGUUGUUGCUGCUGGAACAAACAAGGAGCGGAUUGUUUCUGCUGAAGAUGCUGUUUGCUGUAUCUGCCUAGCAAGAUACUCGAACAAUGAUGAUCUCCGAGAGCUUCCUUGCACCCACUUCUUCCACAAAGAAUGCGUAGACAAAUGGCUCAAGAUAAACGCGCUGUGCCCCCUCUGCAAAGCUGAAAUAGACAGUGGCCCUACAACUGCUCCAGCCAUUGGCUUUGGGCGUCGCCACAGUGACAACAGGGUAGGAAAUGACAUCGAAUCGCAGCUGUAACUCUGCAUUAUGCAUUGAGGGUGCAAAAUGUCCCUGAUGUGGCUUCCACAGUGCAAUUUGUAAAUUAUAAAGUGAAGUAGUUGACAAAAUGUACGGGCCCUUAUAUUAUCGAACCAGUUCUUCGCUGUCUGAUUACUGCUUCAUUGUCAAAAUCUGUUCUGAAGAUGGUAAUUCAGGUUAUUGGACAUGAA